AUGCGCUCAUGGGGAGCUUUGGGUGUUGCGCUCCAUGCAUCUUUGCUGGCGCUGCUGGCUCAAGGGAUUCAUAAAUCCAGCGAUGGGGUGUUUAUGAGGCCGCUGCACCGUUUUGCCGUGAUGGAUCGAGGAACUGGAUAUCACCUGCCGAGCUACAUGAUGCAACUUUACAGGAAUUUCAAGUCGAAUUUUUCCGGUCUUAUGGAUACGAUGGAGCAAGAUGCCGCAAGACAAGCGGACACCGUAAAGAGUAUGAUGGCUAAAAAUUUGACAUACAGACAUAGAUCCUGGGUGGCGACCUUUGACCUCCAUGCGCUGGGAGCUGACAAACAAAUCCAGGCGGCCGAGUUGAGAAUCAAGCUACCUCGGACAAUGAAUGUUUCCAACAUUAGUGUGGAGGUCUAUCACCACCAUGACCAGGAUCAGCAGCUGCUGGCACUGCUCACAGAAUCGUCACUAGUCACAUCAUCGCAGAGCUGGAAAGUAUUCAACAUGACAAAUCCCCUCUUGAGCUGGCUUAAAGAGAAAUCAACAACAAGAAUUCGCCACAAGCGAGUGUCAAGAAGAAGAAAAGUGAUAAAGAAAAAGCGAGGCCUGCCUCUUCCCGAUGAGCUCGUUUAUGAAGCAAGUUUGACAAAAGACCAGGAUGUGAGUGACCGGGCCUUGCUGGUUGUCUUCUCACACACAGGGUUUGAUGAAAACUCAAAGGCUAAAGCGAGCUUACUCCAUACAGCUGAACAAUCCAAGUUCUUCUCCCCUGCUGAAAUCAAAAAGAGGCGAAGGAGCAAACGGGGCCAGAGAGAGCAAACAGCAAGAACCCCACAGCUGUUCAAAAGAGUGAGCGAAAAAUCACUCUGUCGCAAAGUGGACCUGCAUGUCGACUUUAAUCAGAUUGGCUGGGGGUCCUGGAUUGUCUUUCCUAAAAAGUACAAUGCCUACCGCUGUGAAGGCUCCUGCCCUAGUCCUCUGAGAGAAGACUUAAAUCCAACCAAUCAUGCCUACAUGCAGAGUCUCCUGAAGCAUUUCCACCCCGACAGAGUGGCCUCACCCUGCUGUGCACCAACCAAAAUGAGCCCACUGAGCAUGUUGUACUAUGAAAAUGGAGAGAUGCUCCUUCGACACCACGAGGAUAUGAUUGUGGAUCAGUGCGGGUGCCAGUGAAAGCUAAAACCAGGCUUAACACUGUACAGAAAUUCUUGACAGAACCAAGUAAUUUCUGAAAAUAAAAUAAAAUAAAAUAAAAUAAAAUAAAAUAAAAUAAAAUAAAAUAAAAUAAAAUAAAAUAAAAUAAAACAUUUAUACAGAAGGA
Oreochromis aureus is the source of this 1309-nucleotide messenger RNA. RefSeq names its product nodal-related 2 (gene ndr2). The coding region runs from base 1 to 1161 and encodes 386 amino acids. Gene Ontology annotation, biological process: BMP signaling pathway; SMAD protein signal transduction. Gene Ontology annotation, molecular function: type I activin receptor binding; cytokine activity; growth factor activity. Gene Ontology annotation, cellular component: extracellular region. The transcript is spliced from 3 exons. NCBI's taxonomy places the organism in Eukaryota, Metazoa, Chordata, Actinopteri, Cichliformes, Cichlidae. The record is from RefSeq and is a predicted model, not a curated record.